Prunus mume (Japanese apricot) is the source of this 1673-nucleotide messenger RNA. RefSeq names its product serine carboxypeptidase-like 51 (gene SCPL51). Lineage: Eukaryota; Viridiplantae; Streptophyta; Magnoliopsida; Rosales; Rosaceae. Gene Ontology annotation, molecular function: serine-type carboxypeptidase activity. Gene Ontology annotation, biological process: proteolysis. The record is from RefSeq and is a predicted model, not a curated record.
AGCUGGAGAAGUUGGUGUCCAGUCUUUGCUCUCAGGAUGGAGAAGCACUCUCUAAGUCUUGUUCUCUCUCUUCUCCUUUUCAUACCACUUUUCUAUGGAGGCACAACAGAAGCUGCAGGAACCCUAGAUGGAUCAGAAGAGUGGGGUUAUGUUGAAGUCAGACCAAAAGCCCACAUGUUCUGGUGGCUUUACAGAAGUCCUAACAGAGUAGAAGAUCCCUCCAAGCCAUGGCCAAUCAUUCUCUGGCUUCAGGGUGGACCUGGAGCUUCAGGAGUUGGGAUUGGGAAUUUUGAAGAGAUUGGGCCAUUGGACGCCAAUUUGAACCCAAGAAACUCAACAUGGUUGCAGAAAGCAGAUCUUUUGUUUGUUGAUAACCCAGUUGGAGCUGGAUUCAGUUUUGUGGAGGACAAAUCUCUGUUUGUGAAAAAUGAUUUGGAGGCAGCCACUGACUUGACCACAUUGUUGGAGGAGAUAUUCAACAGAAAUGAGAGCCUCCAAAAGAGUCCCCUGUUUAUUGUGGCAGAGUCUUAUGGAGGAAAAUUUGCAGUCACUCUUGGACUUUCUGCUCUCAAAGCCAUUGAAGCAGGAAAACUAAAACUCAGACUUGGAGGAGUGGCAUUAGGAGACAGUUGGAUCUCCCCGGAAGAUUUUGUGCUUUCAUGGGGUAGUCUGCUCAAAGACGUCUCAAGGCUUGAUGACAAUGGGUUGAAGGAAGCAAACAGUGUGGCUCAAAGGAUUAAGCAGCAGAUUCAGAAUGGUCAACUUGUGGAGGCAACCAAUUCAUGGAGUGAACUUGAGCAAAUCAUUUCCUCUUACAGCAAUUCUGUGGACUUCUAUAAUUUUCUGUUGGAUUCAGGAAUGGAUCCAGUUUCAUCCUUGGCAACCAUUGAAGUAUCAAAAGGAAUUGCCCUUAAGAAAUAUUCAAGAUAUCUCAGUUCCUUGAGGUCUUCAUCAUCAGCAGGUGGUGGUGAUGGUGAUGGUGAUCUUGAUACUUUGUUAAACGGAGUCAUUAAAAAGAAGCUUAAGAUAAUCCCAGAUAAUGUGGCAUGGGGAGGGCAGUCCGACUAUGUCUUCACAGCAAUGGCAGGGGAUUUUAUGAAACCAAGGAUUAAUGAGGUUGAUGAACUCCUUGCUAAAGGGGUCAAUGUGACAAUAUACAAUGGGCAAGUUGAUGUCAUAUGUGCAACCAAGGGGGCUGAAGCAUGGAUUGCAAAGCUCAAAUGGGAAGGACUUCGAAAUUACUUGAGCAAGGGUAGAAGCCCCCUCUUCUGUGGCAAUGAUAGAAUCACCAGAGGGUUCACUAGGUCUUACAAAAACCUGCACUUCUAUUGGAUUCUUGGAGCAGGACACUUUGUACCUGUGGAUCAGCCCUGCAUUGCAUUAAACAUGGUGGCUGACAUUACACAAUCACCUGCUGCUUCUUCUACUAGCAAAGAAAAGAAAAGAAAAACAUAGUAAUUUGACAGACAGACAGAGACACUACUGUGUGUGUACAACAAGACUGAGCUUCACUACUAGAUUAAGCAACAAGAAAGAAACAAAGGAUCAGCAGAGGCAGAGUCAACAAGCAAAACUAAUAACCAUGUGGGGCACACACAAGCAAAUGAUACAAAGGGAUUAAAAAAAAGGACUUGUCCAAUAUAGACCCUUACAUUUUCUAUUUUCUAGACAUA